AAAUUCCCGGCCCAGCAUACCUGUCUUUUUUAAAAAAGAAACCUGUUGCUGCAGCUUAGUGAUACAUGCUCUCUAUGCCCGUGUGGGAGAGGAGUCCCUGGUACCCUGAUGGUAGUGAAAUGUUAACAUAAAGCUAAAAUUUCCAGCCCUAGGUGGUUUUCUACCCUACAGUGUUUUCAGUUAUCUCAAAAAGAAUUGCAAAAUUUUCACAAAUAAUUUCAUUUCACUUUUUAAAAAGUUGGGCCCAUUUUAUGAAUGAUAUGAGCUGUGUACUUCAUAUACUUAUUUUACCUGGGAGAGGCUGGAAAUCAAAGGCCAAUGAGAAAUCUUGUCCUUUAGGAAUAAUCCUGGCUGUUGACUGUCCCUGACCUAGCAUGGUAAUAGUUUUGGUUUUAGAGCCUUGAAAGAGGAUGCGGGGUUGUAUCUGGUGGUGCAGUUUUAGUGGCCUGAGUAUAAAGGCUUUGUGCUUCAAGGCAGUAGGUUUUCUGAGGUAAGAUAAAAAUAGAGAACCAGUUUCUGAGGUUGCAACCAGGAGGUUAGAGAACAGAGGGGGUGGUACACUGAAGUGUGAAGAAGGGGGUGGACAGGUAAGAGAGAUGUGGAAGGACAGAAUAGGGUCACACAGGAAUGGGGAGAAGAGUUAUAGAAUUGGGCAAUGGGAAAAAUAUUCUCCCCUUAAAAAUAAAGGGGUCCCCAUUUUUUAAGUAGAGUCUACCCAGGAAGUGUCAAGGAAAGCAAGGGGUGAUGUAAUGGCACAGAGGUAAACUGAAACUGCCUUGGGGAACUUCAUUUCAGAGCUUCAAUUUUAUCUGAGGGGUUUCCUCUCUUGUAAGUCACAAAUUGUGAGUUUUCAUUGGCAUAGGAUUUUUAGGUUUAGAGUGAUUUCACAAAUAUUCCCUCACUUGAUCCUUAUUUGAUCCAGUUAGCAGUAUUUAUCCCACUUUUCAGAUGAGUAUUCUCAUCUGCAUUGUGGUUCAAAGACUUGGGUUUCUAAGGCCUCUGGAAUUUAGUCCAUUGCUUGUAUGUUGGAUACUUCAGCGACCAUUAAUUUGAAGAACUUGCCUGAUAUUUCAGAUGUUCGUCCAAAAUGGUCUUUAAUUAGAGACAGUAUGGUCAAAUGCUGUGUUAAGUGACUAUCUGGCUUAAAUAAAGCACACUGAAUAAUUUCUAAAUCUUCAAAGUCUAGGCACAGUGGUGGUGAACCCUGGCAUGGCUGUCUUUCUAAGACAAAAGAUGGAAGGUGGGAGUCAAUCAUUUUGACAAGUCUCCUGAAAAGAACAGCUAGCAGGAGCUGAAAUCUUUUCCAUUUGGUCUCGUGGCAAAGGCAGAGAUUGCUGUAACAGCUUUACACAAUAUGAUGUGCUCACUGAUGCCCUCUGAGCAGUCUGCUGGUGCCUCUUUCUUACCCCAAAACAAUGCCCCAUUUUCUUGGAGCUCCUUGGAUGAGGAUGAAUUGGAUGACUCUUUGCUGGAGCUUUCUGAUGGAGAAGAAGAUGACGGCCAUUUCAGUCUCACUGAGGAAGAGAUCGAGGAGCUUCUGAAAGAUGAUAGCUCAUCAAAUGAGGAAGAGAUUGAAGAAUUCUUGAAGGAUGAUGAGCCAUCAAAUGAUCAGGCAAAUGGAGAAAAAAGGAGUCAAAUUCUACUUGAAACUCCCCAAGAAAAAAGUUCAUUGUACAGCUUCAGACCAGUACCUGAGACCCCUGGCCUCUUCAAACUACCUCAACUAAAUACAACAGUUGGUCAUGAACCAGCUCCUACUAAAUCAUUAAAUAGGCAUCUUGUACUAGAAAAGAAUCAUAUAAAAGUGACUGUUGUUGCACCAUUUGAUCCAACAGUUUGUGAUCCUGUGCUUGAUAAGAGUAAGACUGAUUUAUCCAAAGAUACCAAAAAACUCUCUUCCCUUGGAGAAGAGAUGAGAGAAUAUGAUCUUACCCCAAAUGAGAGCAGAGUUCACACUGAAUCUGAAGAGAUCAGCCCUAACAUUUCUGCUUGGGAUGGUACCUCUUCUUUGAACAGUACCUUUCAACAAACUGUCUCUGAUAAAAAUACACUUGACAGUAAGAAACCUACACCUGUGUUCUCUCAGAUCUCAGAUCAUUCAAAAACUCCUUCCAGUACAAGUUCAUCCUGGAAAAAUAGUGGAUCGCAUAAACUACAUUGUGAAAUGAGGUCUCCAGUUGUUUCCAGUUCAUCAAAGAGAGAUGUUCUUGACAAGGAUUCUGGAGAGAUGAAAGGCCGUGAGAAAAGAACAGGCAAAGUCAUUCCUGUUCUACAAACCAAAACCAGGACUAAUGUUUCAACAUUUUCACAAUCGGAUCUAGAACAGCAGAAGCAGAUUUAUCUCAGGCGUGUCUUUGAUCAUAUAGAAGACCCAGGGGACUCUAACCAAGGUCCCUCGGGGGAGCUGUAUACUUUGAUGGAUCGGCAGCAUCCUUCAGAUCUCACCAUGCGAAAUUACGCCCGGUUUCGACAGAAACCUCUGCAGAGAUACAGCCUGACUCAGUGGGUUGAGAGGAACAAGCGCAGCCACCAUCGGUUUCAGCGUCUUUCAGAUUUCUCAUGUAGUCCAUUUGUCUCCUCUCAUCAGCAAUGAGGAUGCCUCUCUAGCAUUCUGUUCAGAAUAGUAUCUCAUUUUUUUAUGCUGUUUUGUUCUUUGUAUAUUUUGAGUUUUAUUUUUCACAAGAUUUUAUUUAAAGAACUUGACUCCUUUUGGAAAUGUCUAUUACUGGAUUGAAAUAUUUUAGUAUGAAGACCCACCUGAUUUUGUGUGUCUGUCUAUGUGU
Molecule: messenger RNA, 2783 nt
Organism: Fukomys damarensis (Damara mole-rat)
Lineage: Eukaryota; Metazoa; Chordata; Mammalia; Rodentia; Bathyergidae
Gene: S100pbp
Product: S100P binding protein
Exons: 7
Coding region: 1355-2593 (412 amino acids)
Cellular component (GO): nucleus; cytosol
Molecular function (GO): calcium-dependent protein binding
Source: RefSeq, a predicted model, not a curated record